AUGGCUAAUUUCGACGAUGAUAUUUACGGUGGUUUUAGUGGUGUAACGAACAAACUGUUCAACUACGAUCCGAAAGAGGAUCAGGCAUUUCAAAAUGCGAUUCGCACCUCCAGCUACGGCAAAAAGGCGACGACACCAAAGUUCUUUUGGAAUGGCGAUAAAAUCGGCUCCGCGGAACCGGCCACAGCAAUGGCGAGGCCAUCGACCGCUAUCCGACCGGUCGGCUAUUCGUCGCACAAUUCCAAACUCUUCGAUCCGUUGAAUCAGGCCUCGAAGAAGAUUGUCGUGAUGGAAAGCAAGAAGGAAGAGACCCCCGAGCAGCGUUACAAGAAUCUAGAGACCAAGAUAUUCUCGUUGCUGGAGGAAUCGAUCAUUGCUAGCACCGGUGCGAAGCCGGACAUGGCCACCGGAUUGGCGAAGGCAAAGGAAGCCUCAUCGUUGGACCGGACACUACUUCGGAUGCGCGAUCAGGACGGCGGCACGUACACGCACAAUUUUGACCUAACGUUCUUCGUGCUGUUCAAUCUGGCCAACGUGUACGCCAAGAAUGAAAUGUACAUCGAGGCGCUCAACACCUACACGCUGAUGACGAAAAAUAAAAUGUUCCCAAACGUGAACAGGCUGAAGAUCAAUAUGGGCAACAUUUACUUUCAGCUUGGCCUCUACACGAAGGCCAUCAAGAUGUACCGGAUGGCGCUGGAUCAAGUGCCGGGUAAUCAGAAGGAACUGCGGCUCAAGAUAACGCACAACAUUGGGAUACUUUUCAUAAAAAUGGGCCAAUAUUCCGAUGCAGCGACGAGCUUUGAGUUCAUCAUGUCGGAGAAAGGUGACCUGAAGACGGGACUGCACUUGAUUCUGUGCUACUACGCGCUGGGUGACGUGGAGAAGAUUAAACAUGCAUUCCAGCUGCUGUUGGACAUCCAAAUUGAUUACAAUGAAGACGAAAAGGUUUACCAGACGAAUUCCAAUCCAUCGUAUGAAUACAUCUACGAGCUUAUCAAAACGGACGAGUUGCACAACUACGAACGAAAGCUUCGCCAUUUGGCGGAGAAAAAUAUCCUCAUUUCGGCCAACUUGAUUUCGACCAUAAUCGACGAUUACUUCAACGAUGGCUACAGUUGGUGUGUGGAAACGAUUAAAAAUUCCUACUUUUCAUCGCUCGCUACCGAUUUGGAGUUGAAGAAGGCCGUGAUCUAUCUGAAACAGGAUGAUUUCCAACAAGCGAUCGACACGUUGAAGUACUUCGAGAAGAAGGAAUCGAACGUUGCCAUUAAUGCGGCAAUUAAUUUGAGUUUCAUUUACAUUUUGAAAAGGGAUGUGGCUGCGGCGGAAAACUAUACCGAAGUGGCCAAGAAGAUCGACAGCUAUUGUCCAGCCGCAUUCAUAAAUAGUGGAGUUUGCUACUAUAUGAAGAAUGACUACGAAACGGCAAAGUUGAUGUUCACCAGUGCGCUCGACAUCGAUUCUACCUCAUUUGAGGCCCUCUACAACAUGGGGCUGAUAUUUAAGAAGCUCGGGGACUACAACAACGCCCUGCUGUACUUUCGCAAGAUCAUUUCGAGCCUCGGCCACGAGCAACAUCCGGAGGUGCUGUACCAGAUCGCCAAUCUAUACGAUCUGCUCGGAGACGUUAGUACGGCGCUGGAAUACUACCUCCAGCUGUUGAGCUUGGUCCAGCAGGACAACAGAAUCAUACAGAAGAUCGGCGAGCUGUACGAGGCGGACAACGAGCGACAGCAGGCGUACCACUAUCACCAUGAAUCGUACCGCAUCUAUCCGAUCGAAUCGACCGUCGUCAACUGGCUCUGCUCGCACUACAUCGAGCUGCAGGUGGUCGAGAAAGCGAUCGGGUUCUACGAGAAAGCGGUCUUGCGCAACCCGCAAGACCCGUACUAUUUGUUGCGCAUUGCAGGCUGCUACCGGCGUAUCGGUAAUCAGCAGAAGUCGAUGAACCUGUUCAAGAUGAUACAUGAAAUCUACCCGGAGAACACGGACUGCUUGCGGGCACUGAUGCAUCUCAGUCAGUCGCAAGGGAACGGUGAGCUGUACGAAAAGUAUAGUGCCGAGUUGCAGAAGCUAGAAAAACAGAAAGAAGUACGACAACGCAUUGGUACGAGUCGUCCGCCAACUUCGGGGAAUUCACGGAUUUCCAGUGGCGACUACAGUGUGCGCUCGGGCAGUGGAGGACUUGCACACGAGGGAUAUCAUCCUUCCGGCAGCGGUUCGGCACAUUCCUCCUCCGGUCUGGGAGGAACGAAAAGUGCCGAUGUGUCACCGGACUACAGCAACAACUUUACCCACACGGGAGGAUAUGGCUAUGCGGAUCCGCUAGGACCACCACAGGAACGUCCCCGAACGGGUGUGCGAAAAAACCUUACAUUCGAGGAUGAUUCGGAUGAAGAAAUUAAUACCAUCGAUCUACUACCGGCAUAA
Molecule: messenger RNA, 2433 nt
Organism: Anopheles coustani
Lineage: Eukaryota; Metazoa; Arthropoda; Insecta; Diptera; Culicidae
Gene: nompB
Product: intraflagellar transport protein 88 homolog
Exons: 4
Coding region: 1-2433 (810 amino acids)
Biological process (GO): intraciliary transport; non-motile cilium assembly
Cellular component (GO): non-motile cilium; ciliary base; ciliary basal body
Molecular function (GO): kinesin binding
Source: RefSeq, a predicted model, not a curated record